Pelobates cultripes (western spadefoot toad) is the source of this 5867-nucleotide messenger RNA. NCBI's taxonomy places the organism in Eukaryota, Metazoa, Chordata, Amphibia, Anura, Pelobatidae. The record is from the annotation of a GenBank genome assembly.
AUGGACAUAGAAUAUGUCUAUGGUAAACGGAAUGUCUGGAGAGCCGAGGGAGAAAGGGGCGUGGUCUUUGAACUGGGCUGUCAAUUCCGCGAGCUCUGCCUUUAGGCUAAUCAGCUCGCGCUAAAACCGUUGCUUGUGGAGAUUUUCCCGCCCAUAAACGAGGGGAGGAGAGCUGAGCCUGACGGGAAAUGUAGUUUACAAAUAGCCAAGCAGCUCCAAGUUUUACUAUUUUUUUUCCUUUUAAUUAUUUCUGAGUUAUAUAGAAAAGCAAUACAUUCAUUAUUGUCACAGUCAAUAAAUUUGUGAUUAGCUUUUAGAUUUGUACUGGGGGAUCCAUGUUAUAGUCCACUCAGAGUCACACUAUUGAAGGCAAUGAUAAAUUCAUGCGAAAUUUUCAUUUUACAAAACUGUGCACCAAGAAGCUUUACUAACAUAGGCUGUAAAUACAAUCAAAAAGGUUUAUUCACUAAUCAUUGAAUUGGGGUGAUUGAAAAUGUAAUUGCUGUACAUCCAGCUAAGCUAAUUUAGUAAUUUCUAGUUUUCCAGUCAUUACAAUUUGCUGUGGACAUACUUGAAAACGAGAGAAAUCUCAAUGUAUCUUUCCUGGCAAAAUAUUUUAUAAAUAAAUAAAUAAUAAUAGAUCUGGAAGUGAAGGUGGAAAUCUUCAGAAAUCGAUACCACCAGUUAAUUAGAAAAGUUAGCAAGGGAGUUGCUUUGUGAAAAUAACAAAGUUCUAUAUUUUAUAUUAUAUUACACAUCACCUUGACAAGAUUUCAAUUAUUUCUGAGAUUCAGAAAAUUCUAUUAUAUGUAACAAAAGUAUUUUUUUUUUUUUUUAAAUGGGGUCUGAAAAGGGUGUGUUAGAUACAGCGCGUGCCACCUACUUGCUGUAUCAUUAUUUCCUUCAGUGUUUUUGAGCAAUGAACUGGAGCGGAAAAACCAUUAGUACAAUCCUAUUGGUCUAUUCGGAAAUAUACAACUGUUUUGAGUGAAAGGGAGAAGGCUGGGAAAAGGAUGAAUGGGAUAUUUAUAUGAUAAUUCAUAUUGAGAUUGCUAGCGACUGUUUGCUUUGCUAGGUUAGGGCGCCAUCUUUCUGCAGGAGACGAAAUAGAAAACGGUGAAAAAAAGUAAAAAUACACUUUUGUCACAUGGCAGGAGGAUUCAUACUUUGCAGACACUUUCUGUGACCUUCAUAGAGAUGCCCCCUUUUCUGGAUAGAAAUACCGGCCAAGCUAACUUGCAUAAUUUUAUUAUGUAUGUGUGAUAUCUCAGGACAUAGCAUACAUUAGAGAGUGAGAACGUUUGGAACGAGAAAAUUCACCAAAUCACUAAUAUACUACUUACAAUGUGUAUAAUUUGUCUGACUUUGCGUAUAGCAUUGUGUAUGUGAGGAAGUGUGUAUAUAUACUGUCUGAACGUGCGUAUAGUAGUGUGUGAAUAACAGUGUGUGCAUACUGUUGUCUCACUGUGUGUCAGUGUUUGUGUACACUAGGUGUGUGUCUACUAUGUCUGUGUAUGUUAUUGUGUUAUUAUAGUAUAUAACAAUGUGUGUACAUGCCAUUUAUCAACAGAGAUAUUCUGGUUCUAUUUCUCUCAACAUUCUCCCAUCAGACUGCUUAAUACACACAGACUGCUGAAUACACACACACAUAGAUUGCUGAAUACGGUAAACACUCUUACUACUCCCAAGGGGGCAAAUGUGGCCGCAUGCUCGCAAAGUCCCUAAAACAACAAAGACAAUCUACCUUCAUCUAAAAAAUUAAAAAACCCUCAGGUGCCUUGUCCUAUAAACUCCCAGACAUAUUGACAGCUUUCCACGACUUCUAUACUAACCUCUACAACCUAAGGGACUCCCUCAACCAGAGACAUUGAACAAUUCCUGACUUCUAGUAUUCACCAGACUAUCCACGCCAACGUCCUUCCGACCCUAGACACACCCAUCUCCUCGGAACAAUUCCACUCAGCUAUACGGCACCUCCAACUAGGAAAAAGCCCAGGGCCAAAUGGCUUUACAGCUAAAUACUACAAGACGUUCAUAACUUCUCUGUCUGAGCUCUUCACACAAGCAUUCAACUCCCAUUGCCCAGUCGGCAACCUUCCCUACAUCAGCCUUGGAGGCCUACAUAGCCCUCAUACCCAAACCUGGUAAAGAGCCGACCAACUGUGAUAGCUACCGGCCAAUUUCCCUGAUAAAUUUAGAUAUGAAAAUAUUUACGAAAAUACUGUCCACCCGCCUAAAACCACUGCUCCAAACCUUGGUCCAUUCCGACCAAAUGGGCGUCGUCAUCAAUAGGGAAGCAAAACACAAAAUGCUUUCCUAUGGGCGUUUUUAAUGCGCAUGCGGCUCUUGCUGUGCAUGCGGCUCCAGUCAAGAGCGGAUGUCUGAGGGGGAGGAGAGGUCACCAGCGCCAAGGGAACCCGGCGCUGGAUAAAGGUAAGUGGCUGAAGGGGUCUUAACCCCUUCAACCCAGCAGGAGGGGGGCCCUGAGGGUGGGGGGGGACCUAAGGAUUAUAUAGUGCCAGGAAAACAAGUUUGUUUUCCUCACACUAUAGUGAUCCUUUAAAUACACAGGCAUGAUAUACAGGGGUGCAAAAAACAAAGUAAAAUAUAUAGGAAUUAAUAAAGGUAUUUUUAGACCUUGAUCAGACAGCACCAUCCUGGGAUGAAAUGCAGCCUGCAGGAUGAAAUUAGUCCAGACAUUUCACAGGUUUUACACUUAAAAUUGAAUUAGUUAACCAUUACAAUACGACCUAAAUACUAAUGCAUAAUAUAUAAUAGCUUCUUUUAUCAUCUCCGAAACAUACUUAUUCCAGAAUUAAAAUAUCAAAUGUGUGAAAUAUAAAACGUUACUAAUCACUUUUUCUUUCCUAAAUAGGCUACCUCUUAAAGCAUAGCACCAGGCAUUGCCCCAGAUAUUACCUAAUCUGGAUGUUUGUCCAGAACCUAAGAAGGGUAAGAAAUGGAAGCCAUGGAAAAAGAAUGGUGGGCUUCUGGAAGAAACUCGAAAAAGUUACCAACAAGGCAUAAAGAGACUUCGCUUUCCCCCUUCUGUUACAUCUAAAUUUGCAUUGCUUGAUGAAAGGUAAAUACUGUAUGAUCACAUGAAUCAAAAGGGGGGAAAUCUUCUGCUAUUUUUUUCUAUUGUUGAUAUUUUGUUUUAACAAAUUGACAUUUUAACCUCUACGCUGGGUGCUGUUAGAAUUAGACUGACCAUUUUGUUUUUUGUGUUUUUUUUCAAAAGCUGUAGAUAUACCUAUGUCAGCUAUGGAAAAGAGGAUAUGAUUCCUGAAGUACCAUACUAUGUUCGGGUGACCUCAACAAAAACCAACAACCUAAUGAAAUAUCUUUGGCCACCUAGGUAAGUGUAUCAUGAGACACAGAAUGACCGACCAUAAUCCUAUGCGAUCAUCCAAAAAAAACAACAACCUGCAGUGUCCUCAGUAAGCCAAUACACUGGUUCCCUCACUGGCUGUCUGUGUACACAGACAACCAAUAAGACAAGAACCACAGAUAGAGUCAGAUGUCAAUGCUCUUUCUGAACCAACAUCACUUAUCACGGAAGUACUAUGGCAACGUGACUUACCAGGCAUUACCUAAUUUCCAUAAGGAAUGCAUUUCAAAAUAAGCAGAAGCUUUUAUGGUACAAAAUAAAGUAUUUAUUGAAAUUACUGUAACCAAAAUGUAAUAUAUGAAAAAAAAUGAUCUGAUUGUGUUCACUAUAAGCUGUCACAAGUCUAGAGGGUAUUCCUUGUCAUACGUCUACAGAGAGGUAAGUGGACAGCAGCUGCAGGUAUCAUGUUAGAUAAGAUUAUUAGAAGAUGGGGGUCAGAGUUCGAUAGAGAUUAGAAUAACGAAUGGUUUGUUAAUGGGUAUUAUUUCUAUGAAUAACAUAACUUUCUUGCAGAUGUAAUAGUUUCAUUCUGAAAUGAAUGGGAGUAUUAUAAGGGUUAAAGUAUUUAAAAUGGAAAUUUGAGUUUCAUGAUUUAGUUAUUUUUCUUAACAGACAAGAUAGAAAAAUUUACAAAAACAAUGUGUGUAGCCUAACACAUUCGAAGUGAUCACAAUAAAAUAAGCAGGCACGAUACGAAGGGGUGCACAAAAAAAGUAAAAUAUAUAGGAAUUAAUAAAGGUGUUUUGAGUCCCUGAUCAAACAGCACCAUACUGGGAUGAAAUGCCAGAUUGAAUUAGUCCAGAAAUUUCACAGGUUUUACACAUCAAAUUGAAUUAGUUAACCAUAACAAUACAACCUAAAUAAUAAUGCAUAAUAUAUAAUGGCUCGUUUUAUCAUCUCCUAAACACACUCGGUUAUUCCAAAAAUAAUAUAUCAAAUGUGUGAAAUAUGAAAGUUCACUAAUCACUUUUUCUUUCUUAAAUAGGCUACCUCUUAAAGCUGAGCCUCAGAUAUUGCCCCAGAUAUCAUCAAAUCUGGAUGUUUGUCCAGAUCCCGAGAAGGGUAAGAAAUGGGAGCCAUGGAAACAGAAUGGUGGGUUUGUGGAAGAAAGUCUAAAAAGUUGUCAGCAAGGCACAAAGAGACUUCGCCUUCCCUCUUCUGUUACAUGUAAAUUUGCAGUGCUUGAUGAAAGGUAAUCAAAGGCUGGAGGGGGCGGGGGGAUUUUGUGCUUUUUCUUUUGUUGAUGUUUGUUUUAACAAACUGAGAUUUUAACCUCUACGCUGAGUGUUGUAAUAAUUAGCCUGACCUUUUUGUUUUGUUAUGUUUUUCUUAGACCUAAUACUAGCUAUGUCAGAUAUGGAAAAGAGGAGAAGAUUCUCGAAGUACCAUACUAUAUUUGGGUGUCUCCAACAAAAACCAACAAACUAAUGACAUAUGUUUGGCCACCUAGGUAAGUGUAUUAUGAAACACAGAAUGACAGACCAUAUACAUAAACAUAUACAAAUAAAACUGCAUUGUCCUCAGUAAGCCAAUACCCUGGUUCUCUCACUGGCUACAUGUGUACACAGACAACCAAUGAGAGAAGAACCACAGAUAGAGCAAGUUGUUAAUGCUGAUUCUGAACCAACAUCACAAAUCAGUGGGGAGUACAAUGGCAACAUGACUUACCAGGCAUUACCUAAUUUCCAUAAAAUAUGCAUUUUAAAAUAAACAGAAGCUUUUUAUGGUAAAAAUAUUUUUUUUUUACUGUAACCAGAAUGUAAUAUAUGAAACAUAAAUGAUCUGAUAGUGUCACUGUAAGCUGUGCAAUAAUGACUGAUAGAUAACGAGUGAUAGGGUAGCUGACGGACCGAAAGUGAAAGGAAAGCUAAUGAGGAAUAAAAUAAGUGACAAAAUGGGCUGAUGGAUGGAAAGGACACAAUUGCAACAACUUUAUUUUAACUUUACCUAUUUUAAUUGCAGGGACCCAAUCUUUUCUUCUAAGUUUAAACCUGCAGUACUUCCAAAACAAUUCAUAACAACUAAAAAGUCUGCAAGCGUCCCAGAAAAGGAAGUAGACAGAAAAGGACCAGAAAAUGAAACAAAUGAUUGUGCAGAGUAUUAUAAACAGGAUACUAUUCUACAGCCUGAACCUGUCACAAGUCUAGAAGAUAUUCUUUAUCCUGCAGUCUAUGUCACAUGUUUAAAAAACAACAAUUUUCUAGAAGGCCCUGUUUGCACUAUCAAACCUCAUACAAAUAGAUUGACAGAGGAAAUGCCAGUGAACCAUAGUCACCCACAGUCCACUUUCAGUUGUUCACCUGACCCUACAAAUCUAGAUUCACAGAACCCAGUCACAGGUCAUUGUCAUUUGCUGCAAUUUAUGUCUCUACAGCCUACAGAGGUUGUCGCAUGUUUAGAAGACAACAAUUCUCAAGAAUUCCCUGAUUGUACUAUCAAACCUCAUACAAGUGGAUUACAGAGGAAGUGCCAGUGA